Molecule: messenger RNA, 3657 nt
Organism: Naegleria lovaniensis
Lineage: Eukaryota; Heterolobosea; Eutetramitea; Acrasida; Naegleriidae
Exons: 3
Coding region: 1-3657 (1218 amino acids)
Biological process (GO): protein phosphorylation
Molecular function (GO): ATP binding; protein kinase activity
Source: RefSeq, a predicted model, not a curated record
AUGAUUCAUGCACAAUCCACUCCUUUCUGGUCGACGAGACAGAUGACAGAAACCAAGUCAAAAUCAUCAUCAACAAGAACAAAUCCGAAUCCAAAUUUCUUCACAACAACAACAACUGUCACUCCAUCAUUCCAUCGAAUGGUAAUGGCACAACAACCAAAUCCAAACGAGAAUCAAGACUCUCUGAGUUUUAACACUCCACACGCUGAAGAUUUGUUCCAAUCCACCUUUAACAACUCUCUUUAUUUAAAUCUCACCUUUUAUUUUGAUAUGGAAGCGGAAUUUGAUACUCGAGCUUGUACAAAUGAUCUUCCCUGCAGCUCGAUUAUUGACAUUAUGUGUGCACUCAACACCACUCUUUUUUCGGAUUAUCACAAUUUUACCAUGCAACCCGUUGAGAAAUUUGUUGUUGUGAAUAUUGUGUUAAAAAGUGACAUCUUUUUGGCAUAUUUGGGAUUGACUGUUCAACCAUUUCCGGGCUUAAAAUUCUUAUUCAAAUGGAUAGGUCAAGAAGGAACCACAAGAAAGAAUCUUGAAUUGAUGUCUUACGUGGACCCUCCAACUCGGACAGACAUUUAUUGGAUUUAUUUCUCAAAUCUACAAUUAAUUGGAUUUGAUUAUUCUAUUACACUUUACACGUAUCACGUUGGAAUUUAUAAUUGCCUAAUGAAAGGAAUAUUUUUCUUUCCUUUUUUUGGCUCGACUUUAAUUUAUGAAAACACCUCUCUAGAACAAGUCGACACUCAAAUCAUCGAAUAUUGUGAACGAGUGAUAUUCUUUAGCGUGGAUUUGGAAAGGGAGUGUAAUAUACGUUUUCAACAGGUGAACACUUUCGAAUUUAACAAUGUACGAGUCAUGCACAAUGCUGUUGCAACCAUUCAAGUCGACUUUUCAAGAAGGACCAUUAUUAGAAAUUCAAUCUUUAAGAAUUAUUCAGCUAAAUUUUUCUUAACCAGUAAUGUGGAAGUUCUAUUUGAAAACUCUCAAUUCGAUAAUGUCGUUAAUCCAUCAUACACAAGUGUGGACUAUGGAGCACUUGUCCUUGCAUACUUGGGAAAAAUAUUAUCAGUUCGAAAUUGUUCAUUUUCACGAGGAUAUUCAGCAAUUUACGUACGAGAAUAUAUGAAAGCAGAAUUUAUAUCUAGUCAAUUCUUUAAUAAUACGGUGUCGACCAAUAUUGAAUCGAAAGACAUGUUUACUUUGCAUGCUGUUUUAAACGCAGUUGGAUGCGCCAUCAUGACUGUUACUGAUUGCAUGUUUAAUCACAAUGGUGGUACCUCAAAAGGUUCUGCUCUCUAUGUCAAGGAUGCCACGGAUCUAGCCGUUCAUUGGGGCUACUUUAUGAAUGGAAAUGGAAGUGCCAUCUAUGUAGAAAAUAUCAAGUCCUCAAGUCAAGAACGUUUUUCCAUUCGUGUUCUCAAUUCGAGGUUUGAAAAUAAUUACAGCGAUGACUAUGGCGGUGCUAUUCGAUUACUUACUUCUAUCAAGUUAUUCUCAAUAGAUCGAUCAACGUUCAUUGGAAAUCAAGCAAAAUAUGCUGGGGGAGCUGUUUUCGUUGAAUUCGUUCAGUAUGUGAGCUGGAUUGCUUCCAGUCUUUUCAAAAACAAUCGAGUUCUGUAUAGUGGAUCUCAUGAUCAUGACAACUUUCAAAAAGGAAGAGGUGGAGCAGUGUUUCUAUUUUCCUCAACAACACCUCUCGCAAUUGCUGACAGCUUGUUUCUAAACAAUGAGGCCAAUAUUGGAGGAGCACUCUCGUAUGCCUACUCGAGCUUUAAGAACAUUUUGAAUUGUACGUUUGAAAAUAAUCGAGCUCGAAAGACUGGUGGUGCCAUAUUUCACUUUUCACCUUCACCUAACAGUAAUACCAGUUUUUCACUUGUACAGUUUGAAAACAAUCAAGCAGGUGUGUAUGGAGAUAACUACCUUAGUUCGGUUACUUCAGUGAGAUUUGAUCAGAAGCAUGUCAAAUUGUAUCCAGGACAAACUUGGAAUAUUUCUAUUACUCCCUUUGUAAAUACUGUGCCAGUUCCUACCACUGUGGAAAAUUAUUUAAUAUCCACUUCCAAUCCACAGUUGGAGUUACAUGUGCAAGAACAUUCAACAUUUAUUAGCGUCAAGCUCUUGUCCUUAAUUGACACGACUGAAAAAUUACAAGAGCAUAGUAUCAACACGACACUUUGGCUCGAAAACAAGAAAAGAAUUGCGUUUUUCCAGCUCCGAUUACUACCAUGUCCAAAGGGAAAAUUUUUAAAGCAUUCCAUGGUUUCUGAAAUGAACAACAAAUUCGCAUAUAUGUGUGUUGAUGCACCACCCAAUUCUCUUGGAUUAAUUCUUGGUAUUUCAAUUCCAUCCUUUCUAAUAUUUUUCAUAUUAGGUUCUCUAUUUACUGGAGGUUGUAUAUUCAUUGCUUUUCGAAUUAGAAAAAAAUUGAAUCGACUUGCUGUGAAAGAAAAAGCAGAAAAAGAAGUAGAAAAGAAAAUUCUCGACAAGAAAAUUAUCUUUAACAAUUGGGUUAAAAGUCCAACAGUGAGUGUUGGAAGCGAAUACUCCAUGACUGUCCCAUUGAUUCACAGUGAUAGUGGUGACGCUACUAUUUCCCAUAUCAGUCAAGAAAUGAAGCAAUUCAAAAACAAGAAGGAUUCAUUCUUGAUAUCAAUUGAUGAUUUGGAAAUUAUUAAGAAAAUUGCUGAGGGUGGUUAUGGUGUUAUUUAUCAGGCCAAGUUAUGGGGGAAACUGGAUGUAGCAAUUAAAACUCUAAAACAAGUCGAUGAUGGCCUUGUACAUGAUUUUCAGGAUGACGAAGAAUUUGAAAAGGAAGUUUCUGUUUUGGCAAAUUUAAAUCAUCCAAAUAUUCUAAAGUUUUAUGGAAUUUCUGUGACUGAAACGAGCAAAUACAUGAUUACAGAGUAUUUAGAGAACGGGUCAUUGGAAAGAAUGUUGAACAGUUGUAGAUUUGGAAAAACUGUAUUGACACUUGAAAAGAAAUUACAAAUCCUUGAAGAUGUGAGUUGUGGAAUGCACUAUCUUCAUUCUCUAAGUCCAGCAAUUGUUCACAGAGAUUUGAAGCCAGGAAACAUUUUGCUCAAAAGUGAUCAUACCUGUAAGGUUUGUGACUUUGGGUUGUCAAGAGUGAUUGGAAGUAAUGGAAACACAAACAAAACCAUGACCAAGAAUGUUGGUACUUUUUUCUAUAUGAGUCCUGAACUCAUCUCUGAUACCAACAGCUGCUAUGAAGAGCGAACUCAAGGAUCCUUGUCGAACUCUCAAGAAAAAGUAUUAAGAGCGACAAAGCUUGAUAUUUAUAGCUUUGGAAUUAUCAUGUGGGAAUUGUUUUUUGAGUUAGCACCAUAUUCUGAAAAUCCAAAAAUUGGAACUCAAGGAAAAGGCAUUCCUUUUGUGAAUAUUUUGAGUUGUGUCAUGCAAGGAGCAAGACCAGCCAUUCCAUUCCAAAACAAACAAGAAUUGCAAGAAUGGUUAAAAGUAUAUCCUGUUCGAAUUCGAGAAGGAUACUCAAGUCAAAUUGGGAAUUGCGAUUUGGAAUCCCUUAUUUUGAGCUACUUUGAAUUGGCAAGAAGGUGUUGGAGUCAAGAGGUUAUGAGCAGGCCAUCUUUUGAAGUCAUCCUUGAUGAAUUAAGCAAGCUGAAAUCCAAACUUUAA